AUGAGGCUCUUUCAUGGCACUAUUGCUUGCCUGGCGGCUUUGCCUUUGGCAUCCGCUGCUCUCGACAAAAACGCUUCUUCGAUCCUGGGCACUUUGCCCAACUGUGCGUCGAAAUGUCUAGUGACGAACGUCUUGACCUCAGCUUGUGACCUCGAAGAUAUUCAAUGCACAUGCGAUAACGCAUCCCUCCAGAAAGAGAUCGAGACAUGCGUUUUAGCGACUUGUACUAUCAGAGAAGCACUAUCCACAAAAAAUGCUACUAUGAUACUAUGCAACGCCCCCGUUCGAGACGUUCGACCCAACUUUAUCCGCAUCAAUACCGUAAUGGGCAUCAUUUCAGGCGUGUUCGUCUUCAUACGCUUCGCGACCAAGAUCACCUAUUCGAUCUCGAUGGGUCUAGACGACCUCCUCAUAGCGAUAACAAUGCUCCUCGCCGCCUUUUGCAUCUGUAUCAACGCUUUCGGGUCGGCCCCCAAUGGCAUAGGGACAGACAUCUGGACACUCACUCCUGAGCAAAUAACGAACUUUGGCUACUGGUUCUAUGUCAUUGUCCUCACUUACUUUAUACUGCAGACGACGAUGAAGCUUAGCUUGCUCUUCUUCUAUCUUCGCAUCUUUCCAAGCAAGGGUGUCCGCAGGCUUCUCUGGGGAACUGUCGCGUUUAUUUGCGCCAACGGGACAAUCUUUGCACUUGUUGCCACCUUCCAAUGCCGGCCCAUCAGUCAUUUUUGGACCAAAUGGGAUGGGAAUCACAAGGGCUGGUGUGCCAACGUCAAUGGCGUUGCUUGGUCUAAUGGUGCUAUCAAUAUUGCAUCGGAUUUCUUGAUUCUAAGCAUUCCGCUCUUUCAACUAAGAAAAUUAAACCUGGACUUGAACAAGAAGAUUGGUAUCGGUCUGAUGUUUAGUGUCGGUGCCUUCGUUACCUUUAUGAGUAUCUUCCGUCUAUAUGCCUGUAUCGUCGCGGGAGUGAGCCAUACGGAUAACCAAUCAUGGGACUACCUCGCCAUGUCGAAGUGGUCUACCGUGGAGGUCAAUGUUGGCAUAUGGUGCGCGUGCAUGCCUACACUGCGCAUUAUGCUUAUGCGACUCUUUGGUCAGUCCAAGCGCUACAUCAGCUAUGGCAGCAACAAGAGUGGUCAAGAGAUUAGUCGAGAAGACCCCAAUAGACCUCGCACCAAAUCAUAUCCUUUGGAGAGAAUGCCAGGCGCAAGUGCAAGCGCAAACGCCGUCAAGGGAUCACGCGGGGAAAUCCAGCCCGUCGGAAUCACUUGCGACACCAUUGUCGAGGUGGAGUAUGGUGCCCAUGACGAUGAAACGAAUCUGGUGCAUAUGAAGACUUUUGAUCGUUCCAAGAGUUAUCGCUCUUUCUCCCAGUCUGAAGCUUCGGUCUAG
Fusarium pseudograminearum CS3096 is the source of this 1392-nucleotide messenger RNA. RefSeq lists its product as uncharacterized. The transcript has 4 exons. The record is from RefSeq and is a predicted model, not a curated record. The coding region runs from base 1 to 1392 and encodes 463 amino acids. NCBI's taxonomy places the organism in Eukaryota, Fungi, Ascomycota, Sordariomycetes, Hypocreales, Nectriaceae.